This is a messenger RNA of Cylindrotheca closterium, 3420 nucleotides long. The record is from the annotation of a GenBank genome assembly. NCBI's taxonomy places the organism in Eukaryota, Bacillariophyta, Bacillariophyceae, Bacillariales, Bacillariaceae.
AUGGUGAAACGCAAAGUUGCCAUGCAAUCAAUGAUGAAAGAAACGGAUGAAACAGAGAAAAUCAUUAUUGAAGGGUCCUCAGAGAACACAACCCAAACUGUGCGAAUGAAUACAGAUGAUAGAGUGAAGCAAUCCAUCCACCAUAAUCCAUCGACGACGAGAGAUACCGAGGAGUUAGAAAGGAAGGCAAUAUCUUGCUUCCGAAGCUUCAUCUUACUAGUGAUGCUGGGCGCAACAGUAGCAGCAGGGGUUGGGGCAUGGGUACAUCUCGGGCGAAGCGAAGAGAGAAACUUUCAAAGUGAUCUGAAUAUUAUAGUGGAAGACAUUCGUGCUCUCAGCCAAGACCGGGUCUCAGCUCUUGUUACUCACAGCCAAUCGCUUGCACUGGCUUUUACUGCCCUUGCCAAAAACGCGAAAGCAGAAUGGCCAUACUAUACUGAAUUGAAUUUUCCGCUCAUUGCUUCAAACUUCCUGAGGGCAACGGGGUCGCACAUGGUCCUUCUGUCCCCAAUUGUCCAUAACCAGACUGGUUAUGUCAAGUGGUCGAACUAUUCCCAAGCAAACCAACAAUGGAUCCAAGCCGGGAUUGAGUUUCAAGAGGAAACCCAAGCACGAAUGUUUGGUGAAAGUACAAGUCACCGUGAUCAAGAUCAUCGCCAUCAUGACCAUAAAGCACCAGCCAUCCCAUCGAUUUUCCCACACAUCUUCCGUUUGGCAGAAGGCAAAGCAGUGGUGGAUGAUAGCACUGGUCCUUUCCUACCGUCAUGGCAGAUGGCAGACGCUCCAACAAAUCCAACUGUCGUCAACUAUAAUCUUUUGUCUGAUAACCACUUUGCGGAUGUGUUUGAUGCAGUUCUGAGUACGGAUUCUCCAACAAUGACUGAUAUUCUCAGUGUUAGUUUGCUGGAAUGGGAAAAACUUCUUGCUAGUGAUAAGUAUCAACACGGCCACUCGGACGCUCCAUUCAACAUGCUUCUGUGUCCGGUGCACAGGGAUGUCGAGAACGAAGAAGUUGUUGGAAUCUUGAUGUCUGAUGUAAACUGGCUUCCCCUCUUUGCACUCGCAAGUGACGAAGAAAUACCAGCAGUUCAUGUGGUGGUUGAUGACGGAUGCCAACGAAAGUUCACAUUGCAAGUAUCUGGAUUAAAUGUCGACUUUAUGGGGUUUGAUGACUUUCAUGAAAGUGAAUUCGAUGCAUACAAGAAGUCGUUUCCCUUCUCAUCAGAUCUUCCCUCGGUUCAUGUGGCUGGACCACAUUGUUCGUAUACCGCUCAUGUGUACCCUACGAGGGAAUUCUGGGAGGCAUACCACACGGACUCUCCUGUAUCCAGAGCUGGUAUGAUCGGUGGCGUGUUUCUCGCGAUGAGUUUCAUCCUAUGUCUAUACGACUUGGCUGUCAACAUGCGACAGAAACGGAUUCUUCGGGUUGCGGCGAGGUCCGAGGAGAUACUAUCGUUGUUGUAUCCGAAGAACAUUCGGGACAGGCUUUUUAGCGAUAAGAUGGGAACAGAAAAAACGCUUGACAUGUCAAGUAAAAGCUUAGAAGGAAACUUCUUAUCUGGUACAAAGCAUCAGUUGAAGUCCUUCCUGGGAAGCGCCCCCACAGGAAUACUGCACUGCCAAGACAGUUUCGAUUCAAAGCCCAUUGCAGAUCUAUUCCUAGAUACCACAGUUUUUUGUGCUGAUAUUGCUGGGUUUACAGCAUGGAGCUCUGUCCGAGAACCAACCCAAGUCUUUACUUUGCUUGAAUCUGUAUUCUGCUCCUUCGAUAAGAUCGCCAGAAAGAGAAAUGUAUUCAAAGUUGAGACAGUAGGAGAUUCCUACGUUGCAGUGACCGGUUUGCCUGAGCCAACCAAGGACCACGCAAGUAUCAUGGCAUUGUUCGCGCGAGAAUGUGUAGCACGCUUUGGCCAACUGGUGGGUACACUUGAGACAACUCUGGGACCAGAGACCGGCGAUCUUGGCAUUCGUGUCGGAUUGCAUAGUGGACCAGUGACCGCCGGGGUGCUUCGAGGAGACAAAUCGCGUUUCCAGCUCUUUGGGGAUACUGUCAACACGGCUGCAAGAAUCGAGUCUACUGGCAAACGCAAUAGGAUCCAAGUUUCAAGCGAGACUGCAAGUCUGUUGAGAAAGGCUGGUAAAGCGGAUUGGCUUUUGUUGCGAGAAGGAAGGGUCUGCGCAAAAGGCAAGGGGAGUCUUCAGACGUAUUGGUUGCUCACACGGAAAGAAGAAGCGGGGGGAGUUCGAGAACCUUCUUUGCGACGAGAGAUGGUGAAACCCCUUCCAACGAGUAUUGUCAAGCCUGGCGUCAGAUUGAGUGCUUCCUCUUUUGCGCACAUUGAACAGAUGCUUUCGCCGAGAUUGAGACGGCUCUGCCAACUUGAAGCACAAAUCAGCGAGGAGCAUAUUGUUUUGGAGGAACUCGUUGACGUGAUUGCACUUCCUGGCUUUGAUCCUGUGGUGCACCAACGAAUACAAAAUCCAGAGGAUGUUAUAUUGUCUAAAGAAGUGGUGGACCAGAUUCGGCUCUUUGUGGUCUGCAUAGCGGGCAUGUAUCAUGCAAACCCUUUUCACAACUUUGACCACGCUAGUCACGUGAUGAUGUCCGUAUCCAAGUUGCUUUCCAGGAUUGUAGGUGAAAAUGAUGAUAUGAUGGAAGGUCAGAAAGCUAAUGACGACAAUACGUAUGGCAUCACAUCUGAUCCAAUGACCCAUUUCAGUGUGGUUCUUGCAGCCUUGGUACAUGACAUUGAUCACUUGGGAGUUUCCAAUAGCCAAUUGGUGCAGGAGGGACACGAACUUGCCGGUCGUUUCCAAAAUAGAAGUGUCGCCGAGCAAAACUCGACCGUUUUGGCCUGGGAUUUGUUGAUGGACGCUCGCUUUGAUGCCUUUCGACGCACCAUAUACGUCGAUCAAUUUGAACUGAAACGUUUCCGUCAACUCAUGGCGAAUACAGUGCUUGCGACUGAUAUUAUGGACAAGGAACUCCAAACAUUGCGCCGAAACCGUUGGAACUGUGCCUUUAGCAGCAACGAUAUAAUAACAACAACAACAACAACAAGAGAGAAUGUGAAUCGAAAAGCCACAAUUGUGAUUGAGCAUUUGAUUCAAGCUUCCGAUGUCUCACAUACCAUGCAACAUUGGCACAUUUAUUGCAAAUGGAACGAACGCCUUUUUGAAGAAAUGACCGUGGCCUACCAGGCUGAUCGUUUCAGUAAAAAUCCAGCGGAAUUCUGGUACGAGGGGGAAUUGUCGUUUUUCGACAAUUAUGUGAUUCCAUUGGCAAAGAAGUUGAAAGAUUGCGGAGUCUUUGGUGUAUCUAGCGACGAAUACCUCAAUUAUGCCAUGGAAAAUCGACAAGAAUGGAAGGAAAAGGGACGAGAGAUUGUCGCGGAGAUGGUGCAACGAUAUCAUGAAUGA